GAUGUAGUCCAGCUCAAGCAGCGCGCCGACGAUCGGCACCUUCGCGAACGAGCCGACCACCGGCUUCGGGUGCCCGAACGAGUACACCGGCGCCGCGCGCGCGCUGAUCGUCGGCGCGAAGCUGAUAUUUGCCGCGACCAAGUCCGCGCGGAACGCCGGGGUGCCGAAGUUCUGGCGCCACAGCAGCGUCGGCGCGUCGCCACCGACGAACGUGUAGUUCUCCGGCCCGGACUGGAAGUUGCCUGCGGUGUCGAUGAGCGCGGGCAGGCCGACGCCGAAGAUCAGGUCCGUGUUGUCGAGCACCGCGGCGUCCCUGAGCGACGCGGCGAGGCCGAGGUACGUCGCGUGCACGCGCUCCGCGCCGCUCGUCGCGUAGAUGAAGCCGGAGUAGACCGGGAACGUCUUGGCGUCGACGCCGUUGGGCGGCGUGAUCGUCGCGAUGAUCUUCUUCGUUUUGCCGGGCUUGAGCGUGAACGUGCUGUGCGUGUUGAACGAGACGCUCGCGUAGGCGGUCGACAGGGGCACCGGGCCGAGGGACGGGAAGAUGUCCGUCUGGGGUGGAACGAAUCAUCAGGGCUGUCCCGGCAGGAACAUGGCUGAGCGUGUAAUCCUUCUCCGUCUUCCCGUUGUUCGUCACAUAAAUGGGGAUCCUGCGAAAAGCGUCUCAGCCACACGAACGGACUGAGCACAAUCACAGGCCACGCACGGUCCAGCAAAGUGCGCCGUGUCGUUCAGGAGCAGCUCCGUCGGCGUGAUCGUCGUCUGCGUGAACAGCGCAUCAAACACCUGGAUCAGGCCCGCGCCCUGCUGCGUCACCGUCUGCAGCGGGCCGCUGUCGUCCUUGGUCGUGCCGAUCGGGGACGCCGUCGACUGGAACAGUGUCCGCGCGUUCUUGGCAACGGCCGCGUUUUUGCCCUUGUACGCGAGCAGCAGCGCCGAGCUGCCGGCCAGGAAGGGCGUCGCCAUCGACGUGCCCGAGUCCAGCUGCCAGCUGCCCAGAGGGACCGGCCACGUCGAGAGGAUGCUGCCACCAGGGGCCGUGAUCGCCGGCUGAUCCACGUCCAUAAGCUCGUGCUAUGUCGGUGUCGCAGCGCAGAACAUACCUUGAAG
Messenger RNA from Mycena citricolor, 1110 nucleotides. The record is from the annotation of a GenBank genome assembly. Lineage: Eukaryota; Fungi; Basidiomycota; Agaricomycetes; Agaricales; Mycenaceae.